Messenger RNA from Paramecium tetraurelia, 3414 nucleotides. RefSeq lists its product as uncharacterized. Gene Ontology annotation, molecular function: RNA polymerase II cis-regulatory region sequence-specific DNA binding. Lineage: Eukaryota; Ciliophora; Oligohymenophorea; Peniculida; Parameciidae. Gene Ontology annotation, biological process: regulation of transcription by RNA polymerase II. The transcript has 10 exons. The record is from RefSeq and is a predicted model, not a curated record. Gene Ontology annotation, cellular component: NURF complex.
AUGAGACCAAUUUCGUCUGCUCUAAAAUUAAAAACCAAUGAUAGUUCAGAAAAACGUCUCAGGAGUGCAGUCUAAUUCAAAUUAGCAGACUCUUAAAAAUUAAAGAAUGUCCUCAUAAAACAAUCGCAAAAAUCCCAAUAGUCACUAUCCCAAUAAUCGAGACUACAAAGUGGAACAACCUGUAACACAUCACAACGCACUGGAUAUUUUACUCAUAGAAUGAAUGAAGCAGAAUAUGACUCAGGUUCAAGCUCGGCUUUCAGAGGUCAAAUUAAAGUGAGAUCGACCUUUCAUUCAAACAAAAACGAUCUGAUAAGGAGAGUAGACUCUCAAUUUAGUCUAGAUAACAGAUAAGACUAGUCUCCUUAAGAAACCAAUAGAAACGCCAUCCCAGCCUUAUAAAACAGACUCUUUCAAUAGGGGAGCAGAUCCCAAUAGAAAUAAUUAAUUGUUACUCAAGAGAAUAUUGAUUCUUAAGAAGUGAAAAGAAGAAUGAAAUUCGAUCCUCAAGUCAAGCAAUAAGUUAUCUAUUUUAAAAUAUUGAAUAUAUCCAAUAUCGGAUUAAAAAAUUAUCUAUUUUACCUUUACAAGUAACAAAAAUAUUUGAUUGACCUGAUCAAAUCCAAAGCAGAAACCCAACUAAUUGAUUUUUCAUAACAAAUUUUAACGUUCUCCAUAGGAACUCUAUCACCUAUUGCGUUAAUUGAAACUCUUAGUUUUUCUGCCUCCAUGCUUGAAUCAACAUCAUAGCUUGAUUGGGCCAUCUUCUAUCAUAAUUAAACCAGAAUCAUGGCCAAUUAUGCAAAAUAAACAAUGGAUAAAUAUAAAAUGAAAUCUUUGAUUGGACUUGGGAAUUGCUCAAUCAAAAUGCAAUAGUAUGAGAUUGGAAUCAAAUUCUUUAAGAAAUGUCUACAAUAUUCAUGGUUAAAUAAUGACUUAGAUUAUGAAAAUGAAGUUUAUUCGAAACUGGGAGUUUGCUAUUAUUAUCUUGGAGACAUCGAAAAAGUACUAUUUCAACUUAUCAAGACUAAAUUCUAUCAUGAAAGAGCCAUAACCUAUGACUAUGAGAUAGAGAGUUCUCCCUUACGUCAAAUGAGUUCAGAUACUCUCAAAAUCUUCUUAAGUAAAAAUUUCACCAGAAAUUAUGCUGAAACUAUAAAUACUCCACUUUUGAAUAGAUUAAAUCUGCCCCUUCCUUAAGAUAUAUUGUCAAUUUCAUAAUAAGAAAUCUAGAAUGAAUCUCCUACUAUGAGCAAUCCCAGGACAAUUAAUGAAUCCAAGGUUUCAUCUACCAGAAGAAGCUCAGUCUUUGAAUCAAAUCCACAUGUGAAAAUGUUUUCUGCAAUGUAAGUGGACGGACUAAAAAUUUAAUAGGAAAUUUUAUCGACGUAAGAAUUUGAAGUUGAAAUUUACACUCCAAAACAUUCAUUUAAAUCAGAAAGUAAAUGCUUUGAUUUUAUAAGAAAUAAAAAAAUACAUCCUUAAGAUAUCUUUCAUGAUAUUAAAUAUAAAACCAAUCCCUUUAUUUUGUCUGAUCUUGGAGUGAUAAGUGGUUAGAAUGAUGAAAACCCUAUUGAGAAUCCUUAAAUAUAUAAAUUGCCUUUAGAUCAGUAAAUUGAUAUCAGAUUAAAGAAGAAGACCUAUGUGGACAUAUAAUCAAAAUUAAAAAAAUUAAUGGACUAUAAAUAUCAUAUAAAGACAUAAAUGAAGAAUAAAAUUCUGAUUACACACAGAAACAUUGAGAAUGAAAAAAGACAUUAUGUUGUGGAUUAGAAUAAAGUUCUAGAAAGUGUAUAAAGAAAUUUUGUAAAUCUCAUCGAAAAUUUAAUGAUUUAUUUUAUACGUAAAAUUCUUUCAAUAAUUUACAUAAUAAUAUACAUGUAUCCAAGAUAAUUAAAAAAGUAGGACAAGCAGAAGCAAUCUUCCAAUAUUUCUGAUUUCAUUCUCAAUAAACUCUUAAGUGAAUUUGGUUAAAAGCCAAUAGAUAAGGAAUUAAUUACUUGCUAUGUGCGUGAUUAUAAUUCCAAAUACUCUUCGUUUAAUGAAAGUGGUGUAAGAGCUUUGAAAGCAGAGAUACAAGAGGCAGUCAAGAAGCAAUAGAUAGAAAAGGAAGCUAUAAUAAAAACCUUAAAAUAACAGUCUAAUAGUCAAUAGUUACAAAAUAUGGAUGAUAAACAAAAAAAUGAAAAUAACUCUAAAUAAAAUACAAAAGCUCUAACUUAGGGACUAGAACAAUAAAAUACUUAGAGAAGGAAUAACCCUAUAGAAAUUGCAAGGUUAGACUCAUUAACAUCUGAUAAUAAAUAGAAAUCUGUUUAUCAAUUGGAUGAUGAUGAAUAAGAUGAAUGGGCAGCGAUUAUUAAAUAUGAUACAGCUUUAUAUUAAAAGGAAUAGGAAGAAAGAAAAUAGAGAGAACUCUAAUUGAGAUAGAAGUUAAAGGAUGAUUUAGAUAAACAAUUAAAAGAGAAGGCAGAGUUAAAAAAGGAAGAAGAAAUGAAAGAAGCCAAAUUUACACAAUUGAAUCAAUAAAGGAAAUAGGAGUUUGAGUAAUUUGAAAAAUAGAAGAAAGAAUUGAUCAAACUUAAGCAAUUAGAAGAAAAAAAGUUAAGGGAUGAGUAAGUUUAAUAAGAAAAGCAUAAGAAAAGGGAAAAUUACAAGUAAUCAAAAUUGUAAGAUGAUGAGAUGCUUUAAUAGCUAAAGUUUGAAAUAAGUAGAGAAUCCCAAGAAUUAAAUAAAAAAAGAUAACAAUAAAAGGAUAAAUUUUAGUAGAUUUUGAAAGAAAAUGAAUAAUUACGUCAAAAAGCAUAAGAGGAACUUAAACUCUAGAAAGAAAAUGAUACUAAAUUGUAAUAAUAAUAAUUAUAGAAACUGAUAUAAGAUGAUGAAAGGAGAGAAUAAUAAAAGAGGGAGAGGGAUGACAAAAUUAAAUAGUUCAUGAGUAAUUACAGUCAUUAGGUAUUGACUAAGUAAAAGGAAAAUGAAGAGAAUGAAGGAAAGUAUAUGUUGGAGUAAUUAAAAAAACAAGAGGAAUAAGAUAGAUAAUAAUAGUAAUAUAAGAAAUAAAAAGAAAAAGAAAAAAUGGAUCUAGUGAAACAAUAAUUGUAAUUGUAAAUUCAACAGAAAUAAUAAAAGAAGUUAUCAGAAGAGGAAGAAUAAAAAUUGUUAUUGCUACAACAAAAAUUAGAACUUAUGAAUUACACAUAAAAAGAAAAAGCAAAAUAACUUUAUAUCAAAAAUAAUUAUAAAUAAAACUAAGAGGAUAUAAAGAAAUAAAUUGAAUAGAGUAGAAAUAAGAGUGCUCAUGAGAAAAUGACAAAUUUGGAAUUGUUGCACAAUAAAUCUAUUUUGCGCAAUAUAGCAGAGGAAUAGGUUGCAAAGACUAAGUUUAGGAAAGUGAAUGUGUCAAUGAAAUGA